This is a messenger RNA of Bactrocera tryoni, 648 nucleotides long. RefSeq names its product enhancer of split mdelta protein (gene E(spl)mdelta-HLH). The record is from RefSeq and is a predicted model, not a curated record. Lineage: Eukaryota; Metazoa; Arthropoda; Insecta; Diptera; Tephritidae. The coding region runs from base 1 to 648 and encodes 215 amino acids. The transcript has a single exon. Gene Ontology annotation, biological process: anterior/posterior pattern specification; regulation of neurogenesis; regulation of transcription by RNA polymerase II. Gene Ontology annotation, molecular function: protein dimerization activity; RNA polymerase II cis-regulatory region sequence-specific DNA binding; DNA-binding transcription factor activity, RNA polymerase II-specific. Gene Ontology annotation, cellular component: nucleus.
AUGGCUGUGGACGGACAACGCUUCAUGACCAAGACACAACACUAUCGUAAGGUCACCAAACCACUGCUGGAGCGGAAGCGACGCGCGCGCAUGAAUCUCUACUUGGACGAACUGAAGGAUCUCAUUGUGGACACAAUGGAAGCGCAAGGCGAACACAUCGCCAAACUGGAGAAGGCCGACAUUCUCGAGUUGACCGUCAACUAUUUGCGUACACAUAAACACGAAAUCGCCGCAAGCGUUGCACAGCAUCAUGCCGCCAGCGGUCCAGCUGAACGUGGCAUAAAUGUGGAGAAAUUCCGCGCUGGCUAUACGCAAGCCGCCUACGAAGUGUCGCGCGUGUUCGCCACAGUACCGGGUCUGAAUGCGAAAUUCGGCACAAAACUCAUGAAACAUUUGGGUUAUCAGCUGAAGGAUUUGCAACAGCCAGCGCCAGUAGCCAACGCUGCCGCUAGUGAGGAGGCGCUCAAUUUGGAGGUGGUCAAACGCGCGGCAUCGGCAUCACCCACCGCUUCUUCGCAUGCUGAUGAACAUAUGAGGCGCGCUUACCAACAACAACAACACCAACUACAAAUGUGCGAUAAUUUGCAGCGCUUGAGGGACUUGCAUGCAGACGAGCAACACGGUGAAUGUUUGUGGCGCCCUUGGUAG